CCCAUCACCAUUGUUGCUCACCAAGUACAAGUAUAUGCCAUGAAAAGCUGCUAAAAUGCCGGCCAGCGAUGUCUGUCUUUCUCUGUCUCUCCACGUGCUGCUCGUCAGCAAAUCAUGUGCUCUGCUCCCCCCAUUUCUCAUCAGAGACUCAAAAGUCGACCCACUUUCCACCUCCUCUUGAUUUGAACACUUUUUUCUUUUCUCCUCCACUUCCCUUUCACACUCACACUCACACUCCAAUCACUCCAUAUUCAUUGCAAUCUUACAAAAAGCUCCAACAUGUACACCAGAAUCUAUUUCUCUUCUCUUUCCACCUGAAUCUUUAUAUAUAUUCUACAUGUAGCACUCGCUCAUGGGCUGCUUUCAGUCCAAAACCGCCCACCUCACCUCCCCAGAUCAAGACCCUCCUCUCCCUCUCUCCACUGCAGAUCCAGGUAACUUUUUCCCAUUUCCCAUUUUGCUCACUUUUUGGCUACUUCUUCAUUUUUGGGUGUUUCUUGUGGAAGCUAAUAAUGGGGAGGAGUUGGAGCAAAGCGACGCCGUUCCGGGCUUCAAGGAGUUCGGGCUGGCGGAGCUCCGAGCGGCGACCAAUGGGUUCAGCAGCGAACUCAUAGUUUCGGAGAGCGGAGAGAGGGCGCCCAAUGUGGUGUACAAAGGGAAGCUUCGCAACAAUCGCUUGGUGGCCAUCAAGCGCUUCUCCAAGCUGUCCUGGCCAGACCCACGCCAGUUUGUCACGGAAGCUUCUGGGGUUGGCAAGAUUCGGCAUAGGAGACUGGUGAAUUUAAUUGGGUGUUGCGCUGAGGGAGAUGAGCGGCUAUUGUUGGCGGAGUUCAUGCCUAAUGAUACACUCUCCAAGCAUCUCUUUCACUGGGAGAAACAGCCUUUGCCUUGGGAAAUGCGUGUGAGAGUUGCAUACUAUAUUGCUCAAGCACUUGAUCAUUGCAAUACAGAAAACCGAAAAAUCUAUCAUGAUCUAAAUGCAUAUAGAGUUCUCUUUGAUGAGGAUGGUGACCCUCGAUUAUCUAGUUUUGGUCUUAUGAAGAAUAGCCGAGAUGGAAAAAGCUAUAGCACUAACUUGGCUUAUACUCCACCAGAGUUUUUGCGGACAGGCAGGGUCAUCCCAGAGAGUGUGGUCUACAGUUAUGGAACUGUUUUGCUGGAUCUUUUGAGUGGAAAGCAUAUCCCUCCAAGCCAUGCAUUGGAUUUGAUAAGGGGAAAAAAUUUGUUGUUAUUGCUGGAUUCAUCCUUGGAAGGACAAUAUACCCAAGAAGAUGCGACAGAGUUGGUUGAGCUGGCCUCAAAGUGUCUUCAAUAUGAGGCUAAAGAUCGACCUGAUGUCAAGUUUCUUCUUUCGGCAGUAGCACCCCUCCAAAAGCAGAAAGAGGUUGCAUCACAUGUUCUAAUGGGUCUAGCAAAAACGCCAGUGGCAUUGCCAACCAUACUUUCCCCUCUGGGAAAGGCUUGUGCAAGGAUGGAUCUUACUGCAGUGCAUGAUAUAUUGCUUAAAACAGGUUAUAGAGAUGAAGAGGGUGCAGAAAAUGAGCUGUCAUUCCAAGAGUGGACACAACAAGUGCAAGAUAUGUUGAACACAAAGAAAUUCGGGGAUAUUUCAUUUAGAGACAAGGAUUUCAAAAAUGCUAUCGAAUAUUACUCAAAGUUAGUUUCUAUGAUGUCGGUUCCAUCGGGUACCGUCGUUGUGAGGCGAGCCCUCGCGUACUUGAUGAUUGGCGAACCGGAGCUUGCCCUGAGAGAUGCCAUGCAAGCUCAGGUGUGCUUGCCGGAGUGGUCCACUGCCUUCUACAUGCAAGCUCUUGCCCUCUCAAAGCUUGGAAUGGAAACUGAUGCCCAGGACAUGCUUAAUGAUGGAGCCUCCUUUGAAGCCAAGAAGCAAAACAGCUGGCGCAGUUGAGGUUCUCAGCUAAUUAUGGUGGAAAUCCAUUUCUCUCAACAUUUCUUUCAACUUUUACCCUGGUUUUUUCAUGGGAACUAAUUUGCUCUUUGGUGAGAGGGUUAUUUUGAGUUGGCACCCACCAUUCUCCACUUGAUUAGUUUCACACAGAAAUGUACAAAACAUUCCUAGUUUCAAUAAUCUAAGCUGAUAUUUAGAUUUA
Messenger RNA from Corylus avellana, 2111 nucleotides. RefSeq names its product serine/threonine-protein kinase BSK2. The record is from RefSeq and is a predicted model, not a curated record. Gene Ontology annotation, molecular function: protein kinase activity; ATP binding; protein binding. NCBI's taxonomy places the organism in Eukaryota, Viridiplantae, Streptophyta, Magnoliopsida, Fagales, Betulaceae. Gene Ontology annotation, biological process: protein phosphorylation; brassinosteroid mediated signaling pathway.